CGUUGUGUUUACCGAGAACCGGACACUCACAUAUCCGCACGACACUCACAGGAUAUUAAUUUGUGUUAUAAUUCAACUCUGUGGAAUUUUUAAAACCCCAGGAAUCUUUCAAAAUCCGGAAAUAUCCACACCUCGAAGUUUGAGCAUAAAACGGAUUUUUUUUUGUCUUUCGAUUAGAUAUAAGUGGUGGUGGACGCUUAAUACGACGUCAUAUCUUGUACAGGAAUUUUCCAAUGAAAUGCGAGUGUAGGUAGAGAAUAUCACAAAGCUAUAGAGUAUAGGACAGAGAAGAGGGGCUCUGUAACACCAGAUGAAGUGUAUUGAUCGCCUGGCCAUUUGUUAUCGACGGUCUACUUGUACAUCUGACAGAAUGGACGGUUAGUAUGGAGGUGUUUCUCAAGACUCCAACACAGAGACCGAGAAGGUUAGUACAGAGUAUAUACCCACAGCCGUACUGGAGGAGUGUCCUAAAUCUACAACAAGCCAAGGAGUUACACAGCUUACUGACAGCAUAAGUUCAGCAGACUUACAGCAUAAUAGCAGCAGAGUUUCAGCAUAAUUUCAGUAUACGUCAGGAUUAAACCGGAUCACUGUGAGACAGAGUUUUAGGAACUGUUCGACAGAGUUUUAGGAACUGUUCGACAGAUAUGAGGACGCGGUAUUCCUUUCUCCUCCUCACAUUGACAGUGUAUCACCUGGGCGGGGAGGCCUUCCUUCUCCCGGACUCAUCAUCCGACACAGACACUACAUCCUUAGACAGAUUAUCACAGCUCCGACAGACUCGAGUACUCUUACUCCAGCUCCUUAAACAAAUCAACACAUACUCACAAGGCCCGCCUAAUGUCUACGUGGAUACGUCAAUACUGGUCAGGGGAGAUAACUCUAUAGGGGAAAAUGACGCUCAGUAUGACGGUCGAGGCGGUCAGAGAUCAGAGAAGCGUGACAUGGGAAUCAUGCCUCCGUGGCGGGAACUAUGUCGACUUGCGGGCCUGAGGAACUGCCGCGGGUAUCACAGCUAAAACCCAAUAAACAUAUCACUGUGCCUUCAUAUUUAUCGUCCUUUAUUGUCUCUCCCCACCAGGUGGCGCUCAUUGAGCGACAUCUAUCGGGGAUCAAAACGCUUUUUAACGUACACCUGAAAACGAGAACGAAGUAUAUCUUUUUUACAGGAAGUCGUGAAAUAUAAUUUAAAAUGUAUUGGCCAGGUGACGUUGCUUAUCAAAUGUUAAAAGGUGACGCUCUCUGGAAAACAGUAACGCGUGGCGGAGAAAUCCAACGCACAGGGUUUCUGUCGUAGUCAAUUGGUAAAAAAACGUCAAUAAAGUUGCUAUGCUACCUUA
This is a messenger RNA of Pecten maximus, 1340 nucleotides long. RefSeq lists its product as uncharacterized. The record is from RefSeq and is a predicted model, not a curated record. The transcript is spliced from 5 exons. NCBI's taxonomy places the organism in Eukaryota, Metazoa, Mollusca, Bivalvia, Pectinida, Pectinidae. Bases 648 to 1019 code for a protein of 123 amino acids.